Messenger RNA from Paramecium sonneborni, 3371 nucleotides. NCBI's taxonomy places the organism in Eukaryota, Ciliophora, Oligohymenophorea, Peniculida, Parameciidae. The record is from the annotation of a GenBank genome assembly.
AUGUAGACUGAAAUUAAAAUAAUAUCGCAGCCUCCAAAAAAAAGCGCAAAAGAAAUAUAUUUGGAAUUCAAAAAGUGGUUAUAGAAAAAUGAUAUUAAUUUGAACAUUUAUUGUAUUAAGUUUAAACCAGACAUUAAAGAUGAUAAUGUAGAAAAUUAAAUAAAGAGGUCUCAAUUUUGGAACUCAAAAAUAUAAUCUUCUAUCUCAGAAAAUUCCUUAUUUCAAUUAAUCUAAAAAAUUGAACCUAAACUAUUAAAUGAAUCUAAAUUCAUUCUAGGUAAAUAAUUAGAUUAUUGUGAAAUGAUUGAUGACAUUCUUAUUAAAACUUAAGAAGAGUUAUUUGGUGUUCCAAAAUGGCAUCCAACUAUAAGAACUUAAUCUAAUUAAUAAAUGUCACAGGCAAGUACAUAAUGUUAUGUAUAUUUUUAUGGAUAAGAUAUAUAAAAACUCAAAUAUUAUGAAGAUGAAAAAAACUAAAAACAGAUAACUCUCUUUGGAAAAUAAUGUACUUUUAAAGGAUCAUCAUGGAAAAAAGAUAUACAAAUUUCAAAAGAAAAUUAUGUAUCUAUUCCAGGAACAGAAUGCUCUUUUGGAAUUUUAAAUAAUAAAAAAUUUUAUUAAUAUUGGUCAACAUUAUAAGUUGUUAAAUAUUACUAAGAGAAUUCUAUAUUAUUAUAAGAUAUUAAUUUAGAACUUUAGAAUACUCAAGUAAGUGUCUAUUUUAGUUUACAAAUUGAUACAUCUAGAAGAAUAAAUUGUUUAAUUUAAUUUUAAACCAGAAAAGAUGGGAAUGUUAAAGAAAUAGAAUACAAUAAAACUUACUCUAAUGGAGGUAUUAUUGUUGACAUAUCAAAAGAUGGAACUCAAAUUCAUUUUUAUGUUAAAAUAGUUGAAACACCUAGAUGUUAUAUUUAAGAAAAUUAUGAUUUUGAUAAAUACUAAAAUUAAAGGGAUAUCAAAUAUUGGAGAUGUUAAAACUUUUUGUAAAAUGAUAUCUUUAAUAUUGUAUAAUAAGGAAUAAUAAGAUAAUAAUCUUAUUUAAAAUUCACAGUAAAUCAUAAUUAAACCACAAAUGAAAACUUUUAUAAUUUUUGUCAGGAAAUAGAAAAUCAAGGAUAUUUAGAAAAGUUUGUGGCAGAUUAACAUAUUUAAUAAAAAAGAAUUUCAGAAUUUUAAUAAAUUGAGUAUAUUUUCUAAGUUAAACUUUGUUUAAAUUGGAUGUUAUUAUCAGCUGCUUAUGGUCGAUUCAAAAUCAUUUAACCUAAUUAAAAUUUUUAAAAUUUCAUAGAUUAAGUAAAAGAGUUUUCUCCAUUAACUAUUGCAUAUUAAAUAAAAUUAUUAAAAUAGAGGAAAUAAGAAAAAAAAGAUAAAGACACUUUCUAAAUCGAUAAGUUUUUAGAUAUGUAAAAAUUUAUUCUUAUUAUUAGUGUUAAAACUAAUGCAUAAAGACAUAAUGAUGAUAAGUUAGAUGAAAUUCUUUUAGCAGAUUUUACACCUUCUGGCAUACUUCCUAAUUAUUCAUUAUAUGAAAUACUUCCAUUAUAAGAUUUAGAGAUUUGUUCCAAAAAGUAGGUUAAAGGUAAAGCAUAAUACAAAUAAAACAGUCUUCAAGAAGAAAUAAUCAAAAUUAGGGUGAGAGAUGAAAACUUUGAAAUUUUAAGAUAAAAAUAGUUUGAUAAAUAGAAAUAAAAAUAGAUUUUAUUUUCAGGCUAUUUUCGAGAGUUAUUUAAAGAAAAUAUUAAGAUUCUUGAUAGAAAUUAUACUUUUUUUGCUUAUGAUAGUAGAGCUCUUAGAAAAGGAGAAUUCUAUGCUAUAAAUUAAAUUUAUUUCUAAACUACAUAUCAAUAUAUGUUUUAAUAAUUAAUGAAAUCAUAUAAAAAUAACUAAAGAAUAGUAAAAUGUUCUUAGAUUUAAAAAAUAUUUAAUGAGCAUUUAAAUUCAAUUUAUUCAUCAGUUUCAUUAAGUUAAAUAUAAGAUAAAUUAUUAGAGAUAAGAUUUGAGUAAGAUUUUUAGAAAAAUUACUUACCAUAAGGAUAACUACUUUAUAUAAAAGCAGAUACUAAAUAAAUGAAUAGAAAAAGGAAUUCAUAAAACAAUUUCAAUUAUAAAAUAUUGAUGCCUUAAGGAAAAGCCUCAAGUGAUGUAAUAAAACUGAUAAAUGAAAUAGCAUUUGAAGGAUAAAAUACAGAUUUUUGUUGUUUUAUAAUACGUUAUCAAAAUUUUAAAGGAAUUAUAACAAAUAUGGCUAAUUAAAAUAAACAUGGGUUAAUAAGAUUGUAUGAAAAUAUGAUCUAAAAGCAUUCUCCAGCUAAUGAAUAACUGGAAUUAUUAAAUAAAAAAAUAUGGGUAGAAAAAAAGAAACUUGAUGAAAUAUAGAUAUUGGGAAUACCUGAUUUUAAACCUUGUGUAUUGAGGUUAUUUUAGAUUUUAAACAUUAUAAAUCUUGAUAAUCCAGGAGGAUAAAUAUUCGAAAAAUUUUAGAAAUAAUAUUAAAAAUUAAAACAAUAAAAAUUUAUUAAUUAAAAUGAUCCUAAUUAUGAUCCUUUUUAUUAAAAAGUUUUAAAAAAAUACGAGAGAAAAUAGGAAUUUUUGUUACCUGUUAAAAAGGGCGCUUAUUUAAUGGGUGUGUAUGAUAAAUUAUUGAAUCCUGAUGAAGUUUUUAUUAAUGUUUAAGGUGAGAAUGAGAAAAAUUGUCAAGUUGUAAAAGAUAAUCAUAUCAUGAUAUUUAAAAAGAAUUAUUUGAUAGAAGAUGGAAUCUGUGUAUUUUAGAAUACAAGUUAAGAAAAUUAAGAAAAAUUGAAAAAGCUUUAUAAAAAUGUUAUCGUAUUUUCUGUUCAUAUGUUAGGAGAAAAGUUUCCAUAAGAUGAAUUUGAUGAUAAAUAAAAAUUUGUAGCUAUUUGGGACCAAAGUUUAAUACCAAAUGUAGGAAUAACUUAAUUUGAUGGUAGAAAUCACUGCAGAAGUUUCAAAAAUAAUAAUAAAGAAUAAGAUUCAAAUAUAUAAAGUUCUAUUAAUUAAAGUUUUGACGAAAAAGAUUGGAUUUCAGGUUUACAAGAAUAAGCUAUUGAUUUUUUUUGUAUUUUUCAAUAGUCAUGCAAUUUUAACGAACUUAAAAAUAUUUACACUAAAGUUUUGUUGAAAUAUAAAUUAUAUCAAGGUGAUAAAAAUUUUUCAUAAAUUUUUGAUAAAAUAAAAAACUAAAUAAAAAUUAUAAAUUUAAUAGGAAUGAAAUUCCCAAGCACCUAAGCUUAAAAAACAAAUGUAAUAUAUUUUAAUUAAAAUAGUAUUGUGAGAUCUUAGGAUGUUUGAAAAGUGUUCAUAAAGAUAUCAUAAACGCAGAUCUAGCUAUUGAAUAAUAUUUUCUAAAAUGA